GGCUAAAUUGGCAAGUCAGCCAUAUUGCAGCUAGAGGGUAGAAGAAGAGCACCCAGUGAGAGAUCACCAAGAAUAGCUCUCCCAAACAGUCUGCCUGAGGGUGACAAGGUUCUGGUGACAAGGCGUAAAUCAUUGGAUUUUAUCCAAUUUCUUUGUGGGGAAGGAGUGACCAAGUGCAGGACCAAAAAUGCCGAAACCAGUCAAUGUCCGUGUGACCAGUAUGGACGCAGAGUUGGAGUUUGCUAUACAGCCCAACACUACAGGCAAGCAGCUUUUUGAUCAGGUGGUUAAGACUGUGGGUCUAAGAGAAGUGUGGUACUUUGGACUGCAGUAUACGGAUACCAAAGGAUUCCCGACAUGGCUGAAGCUUGAUAAAAAGGUUUCUGCUCAGGAAGUGAGGAAGGAAAACCCUCUUCAGUUCAAGUUCCGUGCCAAGUUUUUCCCUGAGGAUGUUUCAGAGGAGCUUAUUCAGGACAUUACCCAAAAGCUAUUUUUCCUUCAAGUAAAAGAGAGCAUCCUGAGCGAUGAGGUGUAUUGUCCCCCUGAGACCGCUGUCCUUCUUGGCUCAUAUGCAGUGCAGGCCAAAUUCGGGGACUAUAACAAAGAAACACACAAGUCUGGAUACCUCAAUUCAGAACGCCUUCUGCCACAAAGGGUUUUAGACCAGCACAAGCUUUCCAGAGAUCAGUGGGAAGAAAGAAUUGAGGUGUGGCACACAGAACACCGUGGCAUGUUGAAAGAAGAUGCUAUGCUGGAAUAUCUCAAGAUUGCUCAAGAUUUGGAGAUGUAUGGAAUCAACUACUUUGAAAUUAAAAAUAAGAAAGGAACUGACCUCUGGCUGGGAGUAGAUUCACUGGGGCUAAAUAUUUAUGAGCGAGAUGACAAAUUGACCCCGAAGAUUGGUUUCCCCUGGAGUGAAAUCAGGAACAUCUCCUUUAAUGACAAGAAGUUUGUUAUUAAACCCAUUGACAAGAAGGCACCUGACUUUGUGUUCUAUGCUCCUCGUCUUAGAAUCAACAAGCGCAUUCUGCAGCUUUGCAUGGGUAACCAUGAGCUAUACAUGCGCCGCAGAAAGCCAGAUACAAUUGAGGUGCAACAGAUGAAAGCACAGGCCAAAGAAGAGAAGCUUCAGAAACAACUGGAACGACAACAGCUGGAAAGUGAGAAAAAGAGGAGAGAAGCUAUUGAAAAAGAAAAAGAUCAGAUGAUAAAAGAAAAGGAGCAACUGAUGCAUAGGUUACAUGAAUAUGAAGAGCAGACAAAGAGAGCCGAACGAGAGUUAUCUGAGCAGAUCCAAAAGGCUAGAGAACUUGAAGAGGAGAAAAGAAGAGCUCAGCUAGAGGCAGAGAGACUGGAGGCUGAACGCAUUGCUGCUCUACAUGCUAAGGAAGAAUUGGAAAGGCAAGCUAUUGAUCAAAUGAAGAGUCAAGAGCAGCUGGCGGCAGAGCUGGAAGAAUAUACAUCUAGAAUAACAAUGCUUGAGCAGGCAAGGAAAGUCAAAGAGGAAGAAGUGGGUGAAUGGCAACUAAGGGCCCAGGAAGCCCAGAGUGACUUACUGAGGACAAAAGAAGAGCUACAUAUGGUGAUGGCUGCUCCACCACUGCCGCUGCCACCACCACCAGUGUAUGAGCCUGUUAGAGAUUAUGUCCAUGAAAACCUACACGAGGAUGGAAUGGAAUACAGCGCAGAGUUUACCAAUGAAUACUUCCAGGAUGACCGCAAAGAAGAGGAACGCAUUACUGAAGCACAGAAAAAUGAACGUGUUCAGAAGCAGCUCAUGGCUCUAACAAACGAGUUGUCACAAGCAAGAGAUGAAACCAAGAAGACACACAACGACAUGCUGCAUACAGAGAACCUUAAAGUAGGCCGGGACAAGUACAAGACCCUGAGACAGAUUCGGCAGGGCAAUACCAAGCAAAGAAUUGAUGAGUUUGAAUCUAUGUAAUGGAAUUUUGAAAUUGUCAGUAGAGAUUGGUGGAUCUGGAAGUGUCACCAAAUGACAAAUUUAUAUUAUUGAUCCUACUGGCUAGAAAAGCAGCCUUGGAAAUAGAUAAAUAUAUAUAUAUAUAUAUAUAUAUAUAUAUAUAUAUAUAUAUAUAUAUAGUCUCCGCUUUUAUAUUUGUGUUUAGUCUUCUACUUGAAAGCAUAGUAACCUGUAACAGUCCUAUGCAGAAUGGGGCCAAAAUGUAUUACAGUUUCUAUAUGCAACUGCAGCACAUUUUUGCACCAUUCAAUUAUUUAAGCAAACGACUAACUAGAAAUGACGUCUUCAAUAGCAUUAAUUAGAUCAAACAAAUUACUAGUUGAUAUAAUGGUGCCAAAAGGCUGGUUUCUCCUUUUUAUCAUGGAGUGGAAAUAAAAGAACACGCUAUUUGUAUUUAAGGCUUGAUUUUCUUUGACAUUUUCAGAUAUUUAGAUCCACAUACUUGUGUACACAUGUAUGCCUAUGGGUCAUUUUUUAAUGUCUGUUUUUAUUUGUAUUUUUUUUAUUUGUAAAUCGCAUUGGUAUUUGUUGUCGAUUAAAGAUUUAUUGGGUGAAUAUUGUGCCAUACAUUUUCUGUAUAAUCAUUUCACCACAAGAUGAGAAUCUGUAUUUAUCCACUGAUAAUUAGCAAGAUCAAAUAUGUGUGUUAAAAAGAGAAGGCUAAAUGUAAGAACUUGCCGAUGUGUCAAAUAUAUUAUUUUUUUGUUAAGGACAUUGUGUGCUGAAGUAUAUUUCCACACAGUUAUUUGCUCAGAUGUAACACUUUAUUUUUUUUUUGCCUCUUAAUUUGUCUUCCUUGCGUCCAGAGGUAAAAAUGCAUAUUUUUAAAAAUAAUCUUCAUACAAUAAUUAUGAAGAUAUAAUGUGUGGCACGCAGUCUCUUCAUUUCUAAAAGAAACAUAUUUAGCUAGGUAAAAUUAUUAGAAUAUCAGUACACCCCAGUAACAACAUAUUGAUUUAUUUCUACAGAGAAAUUGGUGGUUAUUUUAAAGAGGAUUUCUGUUGGGAAGUUCUAAAAGUAAAACAAUCAGCAGAAACAUUCUAUAGGUUUCCAUGGUGAUAGCUCUAAUUUUUGAUCUUUGCUUUAUCUCCAUACAUAACAACCAAUGUAUAUAUUGUGUUUGUCAUGGACUUACUAAGUACCUGCAUUAUUAUUACCAUAGAGAUACACUUUAUUUGAUAUUCUUUACCAGGUGCAUGUUGCCUUUCUACUUUUAAGACUAUUGAAUGAUUCUGUGAUUUUGGAAGAGGAUUGGCUACACCUAGCUGUAAAAUCAACAAAGUGUCGAUGCUAAAGCAUUUCGUUUUGAAAAUUCAAAUAUGGGACAUAGAGAGUGAUGUGUUUUCUUGGCACUGACAGUUAGUCCUGUAGACAUUUUUUUUUUUUACUUUUCUAUUAAAAAAAAAGACAAACAUUUGGGGAACCUUUUUUCAGGAAUCUCUAGUUACAGUAUGUGUUAUAUUAGAACAUAAUAACAAAUCAGGUCUGGAAUGUAGUAUUUAUGUAUAAAUAUGAUCGGAAAAUAUACGUUUUUAAUGUAUUAGAGAAAAAAGGGAAAUAACAUUUGCAUUGUAUAUUUUUGUUAACUUUUACAGAUUAAAAUUAAAUUGCAUAUGUAAAAUAAAUUUUACUGAAAAGA
Messenger RNA from Pelobates fuscus (common spadefoot toad), 3623 nucleotides. It is a transcript of the gene EZR, whose product is annotated as ezrin. Lineage: Eukaryota; Metazoa; Chordata; Amphibia; Anura; Pelobatidae. Gene Ontology annotation, cellular component: apical part of cell; filopodium; adherens junction. The record is from RefSeq and is a predicted model, not a curated record. Gene Ontology annotation, biological process: regulation of cell shape; regulation of organelle assembly; positive regulation of protein localization to early endosome. Gene Ontology annotation, molecular function: cell adhesion molecule binding; actin binding. The transcript is spliced from 14 exons. Bases 188 to 1945 code for a protein of 585 amino acids.